AUCUCAUUUCUUGAAGAUCCCGCAACGAUGGCAGAUGAAUCACCAGCACAGCGAUCCGCCCGAGUGCGCCGCGAGCGCCGCGAGGCAAAGAUCAAGGAAGGAGGCUCCGCGCGCCUGGACAAAAUCACCAGUCUGAGUGGACGCACGCCACAAGCUGAGCGCGAAGAAGCCUCCCCAUCUCCUCAACCUCAGCGUGCAAUCUCCGCAUCUCCCUCCCCGGGACCGCAAAACCCCCAGUUCCGACCCUCACCCUCGCCACAACCAGACAUGCAAUCACCAGAAGCGAUCCGCGCCCAGCAGGAAGCGUUCCUCUCUAUGCUCCGACAAUCCGCACCAGAACCAGGCCAAGGCGUGCAUCCCGACCCACAAGCUCCAAAUGGCCUCCAGGCUCAGCAAGAAGCCUUCCGCGCGAUGUUGAGACAAUCCGCACAGGACCAAGGACAGGACCAGCCGCCCAAUGACGCCGAAGACCCCACUAUCAAACUCCUGAGCUCUCUCAUGGGUGCUAUGCCCGGCGGUGACCCCAAUGCUACACCAGGAGCACCUGCAGCUGGCGCAGGCAAUCAACCGGCACCUGGAUUCUCUCCCGCUGCUAUCGCAACAAUGCUUGGCGUGCCGCCUUUCAUCGCCAAUAUGCUGGGUGGAGCACCGCCGCCAACAGAGGCGGAGCAGAAGCGUGUUCGGAUUUGGAAGACGCUGCACACCGUCUUUGCGUUGGCGGUUGCUGUCUAUCUGCUGUUCAUUGUUGGGACUUCGGUUGCGUUGUUUGGUAGUCCCCCGCCAAAGCCUGCGACGGCACAGAAUCCCUUUGCGAUUUUUGUGACCGGAGAGUUGCUGUUGACUGGGGGUAAGGUAUUGCUUGGUGGGAAGUCUGGUGGUAUGGGAAUGGUAGUGCAGCUUGUCAGGGAUGUGGUGAGGGAUGGUAGUCUUCUGUUGUUUAUUUUGGGCAUGGGGACUUGGUACAAUCGCGAAUGGCAGACCACGGCAUACUAG
Messenger RNA from Penicillium verrucosum, 993 nucleotides. RefSeq lists its product as uncharacterized. The transcript has 2 exons. The coding region runs from base 28 to 993 and encodes 321 amino acids. The record is from RefSeq and is a predicted model, not a curated record. Lineage: Eukaryota; Fungi; Ascomycota; Eurotiomycetes; Eurotiales; Aspergillaceae. Gene Ontology annotation, biological process: retrograde vesicle-mediated transport, Golgi to endoplasmic reticulum.